AUGGAUUGGAGCAUUGUCGAUGAGAUCAGGCUGUUUCGAUGGGUUUCUGAGUUUAAGCCCUGUGGGAGUCAGAAUGUGGGUAAUGUCAAAAAGAUUGUGGAUAGGCUGAACAAUCCAGAGAAGUACCCUGUGUUGAUGCUGCAAAAGGAUACUAGUCGACGCCGUAUUUCCAAAGUUUUCACUAUAGAGGAUGUUGUGCGGAAGCUCAGUCAGUAUUACGACCUUGACGAGGCUGGCCGAGUCGAGGACGGUGUAAGAGAUGUGGGCGGUGCAGAUGAUGACACGAGUUCUUUGCAAUUAGAUAUUCCUGAUCUGGAUCAUUCAGACACCAAGAGGCAUGACAAUCGCGAGCGAAGUCUCGCGGAAACGCUGGGCGAAGGGACACUUGAUCAUGACCACUCUUUUACAAUUGGUUCCGAUAGAUCAAUUGUUCGGCAGGAUACCAAGAAUUCUAGUUUUGUCUCUGGCGUAGAAAACAGUAUUAAAGAUACCUCUCAAUUCAGUGCUAAUAGCAGCAAAGGUAAUGCCGAUAUGGCGCAAGAGAUAAAGGUUACAGGCACUCCAAAGAAGACAGCUGAUAACACAAUAAGUAAUUUUGAUGAUAUAGAAAUGCCGGAUGCUCACCAAGAGAGUGAGCCAGAUACUCCACUGGAAACUCAAGAACAAAACAAUGUCGAAGAGAGCGGAAACAACAAUGAAGAAAAAGCCAUAGAGGUUGAUAAGGAUGUUGGAAAUGAAAGUAUAGGGAAUAGUGAGAGUGUUGCAGAGGAGCCAGCUCAUAUAUCAUCUAAAGAAGAUAUACCUAGUAAAGAAACUUCAAACGUGGAUCAUCUUUCCAAAGCUACAAAUAGUAACGAGAUUGAAGAGAACUCGAUGCAUAGUGGUAAAGGGGAAAAAGAGUUAGCCAUAGAGCUCGAGAAAUCGAAUACUCAAGAUGAAAAAACAGGCUUGCCCACAGAGGAUGAUAUUGAGAAUAAUAAUGAUACAAAUAAGUCGGCAGUAUCAGAUACCGAACAGAGUAAGGAUGAAAGCGCUACAAUAGGUGAUAAUAAGAAAGAGAAUACGGCUCAAGAAAUUCAAACAAGCGAACAACAUUCUUCUAGAUCCCCAGCGAAUGAUGUGAAUGAUGAUUCUUUAAAAUCUGCACACGAAACACAAGUCAACGAGUUCGAAAAAGAUGAAACUAGUGGGACCAAUCAACCAAUUAAAGAAGACAGUAUGUCAAAGAAAAUACCUGAAGAGAUAAAAGAGACAACUACUGCAGCUGGUGUUAAUUGUGGUGAGGAAAGUGAGAUCAGAAAAGAUGAUGAGGAAACAUCGACGUUAAGCUCGGUUGAUGAGUCGUCAAAUAUGAAUGAUAGCAAUCAAUUAGAAGAAGUCGAUGUUGAGAUAAAUAAGAAUAGUGAAGAAGGGUCUCCAAUAUCUGAACUCAACGGCAAACAAAUCACAGAAGAAAAUGCACUAGCAAAUAAAGAUACACCAGAUGGUGACACUAAGGAAGCUGCUCCUACAGAGAAGAAAACUGAAACACAGGAUAUCGAGAGCACCUCUGAAGCUGGUGAGCUUAGGGUUCAUGAAGGCAAUGAAAAGGAGACUACGAGCGACUCUAAUAAUCAAGAACAAGAGAAUAAGGAGUCUGAUUUAGAUAUUGCAUUAGCUAAAAAUGAUGUUGAGCAAGAGCUACAAAACGAUAAUGUCACUGAAAACACUACAAUUGAUAGAGAAUCAAAUGACGGUACUUUACAGGAAUCUGAAACGCAGGAUAAAGUUGAGGUAGCUCCAAUUGGAAACUCGGAUAUCAAAAGUGAGGACAAGGGCGAGUUCCAGGAUACAUCAAUUGUGAAUGAAAACAAUGAAGACACACAAGUAAAUUCAGAAGAAGCAAAUGAUGAUAGAGACAUCUCAGACAACAAAGGAGAAAGUAACGAGAAAUUAGAAGAAGGGAAAAAGACCGAGGAAGAUAGUGGGAUUAAUGAUAAUCAAAAAGUUGAUUUAAAAGAUAAUGAUGCAAGCGACGAUGUUGUAGGAGAUCAAACUACUAAAGUAGGAUCUAAUAAUGAUAUAGAGGACAAAAAUGACGAGGAAGCCACGGUUAAGGAAACUAAUAAUGAAAGUAGCGAAGAACAGGAUUAUAUGGCAGCAAAUACCGAAGAUAAAGACACAAAUGAGGAUGAGAAACUGGUAGAUUCAAAGAUUGAGGGUCCAAAGACAAGAAAAAGACAAAGAGAAGAAGAAGCGAAGGACAAGGACGAGACACUGGAUGAGAAAAUGAGCAUUCGCAGAAGUAGAAGAAGUGCCACGUCAAAUGCAAUUACUGAAGCGCCAGCUUCAAAAUCUCAGGCCACCACACCGGAGCCUGAAGCAGUCUCCAGCAAAGAUACACCUCAAAAACAGACUAAGAAGCCAAAACUACCUGAUGAACCAUUGGCGAAGAGGACAAGGCAUUCGGCUGCAUUACAAUCUGUAGUUGCCGAAAAGGAGAAAGAAGAAGAGCCUAAAAAGAAGAGAAAAAAGAACGCAAAAAAAGCUGUUCAACAACCAACACGUAUGUCAAGUCGGUUACGGAACAAGAAAUAG
Molecule: messenger RNA, 2577 nt
Organism: Nakaseomyces glabratus
Lineage: Eukaryota; Fungi; Ascomycota; Saccharomycetes; Saccharomycetales; Saccharomycetaceae
Gene: EAF7
Product: Eaf7p
Biological process (GO): regulation of DNA-templated transcription
Cellular component (GO): H4/H2A histone acetyltransferase complex; nucleus
Source: RefSeq, a predicted model, not a curated record